AUAGUACAUUUAUUCUUUGAGUCUGCUUCUGUCUCUUCAUCAGCCUUUUCCCAAUAACAUAUUCUCUGACCGCCUCCUCGAAAUUUUCUAGUGUCUCGUGCGUAACUUCUGCUUCUCAGUCUGUAUAGAAUCCCAGAGUACCUUCAGAAGAUCGGCGUCCGAUUUUGAGGGGCCAAAUAUGGAAGCAAUUCAUGAGAUAGGAAAUUCGCCACCGCCUUUUCUGUGCAAGACUUAUGAUAUGGUGGACGAUUUGUCGACGGAUUCAGUGGUGUCGUGGAGUAAGAGUAAUAACAGCUUCGUCGUCUGGAACGUGCUGGAGUUUUCGAGAGAUAUUUUGCCCAAGUAUUUUAAGCACAAUAAUUUCUCCAGCUUUGUUAGGCAGUUGAAUACUUAUGGUUACAGGAAGGUUGAUCCAGACUGCUGGGAAUUUGCAAACGAGGGAUUCCUUAGAGGCCACAAACACCUCUUGAAGACCAUAAGUAGGCGAAAACCGUCUCAAAUGCAGGUCCAUCAGGACACCGCCUCCCAAGUGCAAAGUGUAUCUGCUGAGUCUUGUGUUGAAGUUGGGAAGUUUGGAAUAGAAGAAGAGGUGGAAAGGCUUAAAAGAGAUAAAAAUGUUCAUAUGGAGGAGCUAGUCAAGUUGAAACAGCAGCAGCAGGCAACAGACCACUGCUUAGAGAAUGUUGGGCAGCGUCUUCAUUUAAUGGAGCAAAGACAACAGCAAACCAUGUCAUUCCUUGCUAAGGCCUUGCAGAGCCCUGGCUUUAUAGCCGAACUUAUUCAUCAACAGAAUGAAGGUAACAGGCGCAUUCCUGGGAUGAAAAAGAAGAGGAGAUUUCCCGACCAGGAAGAAGAAAUUUAUGCAGGCAAGCCUGUCUGUACUAUGCAUGACAGGCAGAUAGUCCGUUACCAGCCUCUAAUGAAUGAGGCAGCAAAAGCAUUGCUGCAGAAGAUCCUGAAAACUAAUGCAUCUGGUAGGCUGGAAACCAAAGUUAAGAAUACAAAUGGUUUCUUGACUAAUCAUGGCCAUGCUUUCGAAAAUACAUUAGACAGUGCUGGUAUAUGCAGUCGUACUGCUGGGGUUACCCUUCCACAACUGCCAACUUCUUCACAAUCUCAUCUGACGCUGGAUUCAGGAUUUCCAUUCAACUCUAAUUUAUCUGCCAUUCCUGAGAUCCAAUAUUCCCCUAGUCUGGUUCCCGUGGAAGCCAAAGUCCCUCACUUUCCUGGUUUAAAUGCACUUAACUUUCAGACAGACCAUGUUCUGCCUGAAGUUUCAGAAGGAUAUGGGAUAAAUACACUGGACAAUUUUGGAAUAACUGACCUUAAGCGGUUGGGAACUGGGGAUUUGCCAGACAUUGACAGAAUACAAGGCAUUGUGGAUGGUGUAACAUCAGUUCUCCCUGAUAGAUUUUCCACAGAUACUGAUAUUGAUAUCUUUUUGGACGAGAUGUCUAAGCUUCCAGGCAUUAAUGACAUUUUCUGGGAUCAGAUUCUUUCGGCAAGCCCUCUCACUGGGGAUAAGCAUGAGAUUGGUUCCCUAGCAUUAGAAGAUGGUUUAGCGAAGGAAGACGAUGUUCCAGGAAUUCAAGAGAGUGCUUUUGAUAAAAAGAAGCAUAUGAGUUAUCUUACUUAAGAGAUGGGGCUCCUUGCAUCAGGCACAGUGGAUGGAAUCGAGAAUUUUAUUUGAAUCCCGAAUACAUCAAAGAUAUGGCUUUUUAAGACCAAAGUUUUCCAAUUCUGGCAUAUGCCAAAAAAUUUUGCAUGCAUAACUCAACAAAGAGGAAUUUUCACUUUUCUUUUUAUCUCAGCAUUCUGCAUUAUAUGGAUGUCUGACUGACUCGAGGUUGAUGUUCUGUACUGGUAGACAGCACCAAGGUUUUCCGAGAGACUGGUCUUCACCAUUGAUGAAGUUUUGAGUAGAAAAAAAUGUUAUCUGCUUGAUGCAUUUUGAUUAAAACACUUUGAGCAUAUUUAAUUAUAGUUCCGCUCACUGAUCGUCACUCCAUAUGUCUGUAUAUCAAUUUUUUUUUAACAUAAUGGAAUGACAGUAGGGAUUUGAUGGAGAUGUAGGCAUUAACUUUCAGGAAAUUACGAUAUCAUAAAGUUGCAGAUAUGAUGAGCUUAUCAGUCGUGAACAUUUUUUCCUUUCCACUUGUUAUCAGAUUACUGUUGGUCGCACGGAACAUCUGAAAGUGUUUGUGGUCGUU
Molecule: messenger RNA, 2210 nt
Organism: Nicotiana attenuata
Lineage: Eukaryota; Viridiplantae; Streptophyta; Magnoliopsida; Solanales; Solanaceae
Product: heat stress transcription factor A-1-like
Exons: 4
Coding region: 179-1636 (485 amino acids)
Biological process (GO): regulation of transcription by RNA polymerase II
Cellular component (GO): nucleus
Molecular function (GO): DNA-binding transcription factor activity; RNA polymerase II cis-regulatory region sequence-specific DNA binding
Source: RefSeq, a predicted model, not a curated record